This is a messenger RNA of Sparassis crispa, 1362 nucleotides long. RefSeq names its product kinase-like protein. NCBI's taxonomy places the organism in Eukaryota, Fungi, Basidiomycota, Agaricomycetes, Polyporales, Sparassidaceae. Gene Ontology annotation, biological process: protein phosphorylation. The coding region runs from base 1 to 1362 and encodes 453 amino acids. Gene Ontology annotation, cellular component: nucleus. Gene Ontology annotation, molecular function: ATP binding; cyclin-dependent protein serine/threonine kinase activity. The record is from RefSeq and is a predicted model, not a curated record. The transcript has 7 exons.
AUGAACCCCACAGGUUUAGUAGCGGCACCCGACUUCGAAUUGGAAUCUAUUUUCGAUCCGGACUCAUGUAAGACUCUGGAAGAGAGUCCGGUUUCUUACGUGGUGAAGGCACACUAUUGGAUUGGAAACGACGGAACGCCUGUCCAGUGGUGCGCCAUCAAAAGUUCGUCUACGCGUCCCGAACUCUCCAAGAAACCACACGACAUCCUCAGAGAGCUGAGGAUACUACAAAAUCUAUCACAUCCAAACAUCAUCGAGAUUAUCGGACAUGGUUGGGAGCGUGCAAUGAGUUCGAUCCACUUCUGGAUGCCUUUCAUUCCUUAUGAACUGUCCGUCCUGCUUUCUAGUCCUGCGUUUUCUCCUUUUUCGCAUCCUGGAUCUAUACCUUCUCCAUCUCAAGAUGCGGGUCCAGACUCGAGAAUAUCGACCUUCGUACUUCUCGCGAAGUCCCUUAUGUUUCAGAUCAUCCGUGGCGUGGGGUACCUUCACGAUAAUCACAUCGCUCAUCGCGAUAUCAAACCUCGAAAUAUUCUUCUCACAGAAGAUUGUUCCGUGAAGCUGAUAGAUUUUGGCAUUGCAUGGACGGAUACCAAAGACCUCGCACAACAUGAGCUGUGGCCAGAGCCCCUUGGCGAGAUGUGUUUUGACGUGUCUACGGGCCCCUACCGUGCUCCUGAGCUGCUCUUCGGUGCAAACGCGUAUGACGCUUUUGCGAUUGAUCUUUGGAGCCUCGGUGCAACAUUUGCCGAGUUUUUUACACCCCUCAAACUGCAAGUUGAAUACGAAGGUCAUGCAUGUGACGACGAAGAUUCGGUCGAAGACGACGGAGAUACAUUCAAGGAACCUUUCAUUAUUCCUCGACAGAUCUCUGCAGACAACCCAGACACGGUGUGGGUCCGAGAGUCGCUUUUUGAUUCCACAAGAGGAUCGAUCGGUCUAGCAUGGAGUAUCUUCAAGACUCUUGGCACUCCGACAGGAGAGAGUUGGCCGACGUUUAAAGACUUGCCCGACGCUGAUAAAGUAUCGUUCCAAGUUGUUCCUCCUGUGGGCAUACAAUCAUUGCUGCCUAACUUGCCUCCGUUGAACGAAACGCGGGAGCAGACUGACAACACAGGUUCUCCCUGUUUGGAAUUUAUUAAAAACUUCCUGGUAUACCCGCCUAACAUGAGGCUAAAAGCUGGUGUAGCCUCCCAGCACAGCUGGUUUGCGGAAGGAUUACCUCUCGUGUUGCCAAGUGGGUAUACUUCAGAAGUCCUCACGGCCGUCGCCACCACAGUCUGGGAAGACAAGACCAUAGGCGACUUGAUGUUGUCUGUCAUUUCCCAUCCAAACAUAAGUAAUACCGUUCACUACAACGCAUGA